CUACUUGAACGUGGACUCGACGUUAAUGCCAAGAAUCGUGCAGGUGAAACAGCGUUACACAUUGCAGUAGAAAAAGACUUUUUUGAACUAGCAAAUCUCUUGAUUGAGAGUAAUAUCGACAUUAACGCAAAGACACUUCAAGACGGAAGAACAGCUCUACAUAUUUCAAUUUACGAGAAGAAAACUGAUUUGGUAUCAUUAUUGGUGAAGCGCAAUGCUGAUGUAAAUGCCAAAGACAGCAGCGGUCAAACAGCAUUACAUGUGGCAGCGUCCUGGGGCCUCACAGAAGAAUGUGCUAUGUUGAUUGAGCACGGUGCAAUCGUCAAUUCCGAAAACCAUCUAAACCUUACCCCAUUGUAUUAUGCAGUG
Messenger RNA from Umbelopsis ramanniana AG, 369 nucleotides. RefSeq lists its product as uncharacterized. The transcript has a single exon. The annotation marks the transcript as partial. The record is from RefSeq and is a predicted model, not a curated record. Gene Ontology annotation, molecular function: protein binding. Lineage: Eukaryota; Fungi; Mucoromycota; Umbelopsidomycetes; Umbelopsidales; Umbelopsidaceae.